AUGGCAUUAGCAUUACAAAGAAGAGCAAACGUAAGACUACCACCAGAAGUUAACAGAAUUUUAUAUAUAAGAAAUUUGCCUUAUAAAAUCUCAGCUGAAGAAAUGUAUGAUAUAUUUGGAAAAUAUGGAGCAAUACGCCAAAUCAGAGUUGGAAAUACGCCUGAAACAAGAGGGACGGCUUUUGUUGUUUAUGAAGACAUAUUCGAUGCUAAAAAUGCAUGUGAUCAUUUAUCUGGAUUCAAUGUUUGUAAUAGAUACUUAGUUGUUUUAUACUAUAGAUCAAACAAAGCCUUCAAGGGAAUGGAUAUAGAAAAGAAACAAGAAGAAUUAGACACAUUAAAGAAAAAAUAUGGUAUUUCAACUGAAGAACUUCGUAAA
Messenger RNA from Brenthis ino (lesser marbled fritillary), 378 nucleotides. The record is from the annotation of a GenBank genome assembly. NCBI's taxonomy places the organism in Eukaryota, Metazoa, Arthropoda, Insecta, Lepidoptera, Nymphalidae.